AGUCGUCGGGGUCGCUAAACUUCACCUGCUGCUUCAAGUCUGCAACUUUCGACCCCCCAAAACUAGCCACAAUGAGAAAGCUCUUCAUUAUUUUCAUCGCUUUAAUCUCAAUCCAGAUAACCCUUACCAACUCAUUCUCUCCCGAUAACCCCACGGAUCGGCGCAUUUUAGUCUUGGUCGACGAGUUGGCCCUCAAGUCUUCGCACUCGGUUUUCUUCGACUCUCUCCAAUCUCGCGGUUUUGCGAUCGAUUUCAAGCUCGCAGACGAUCCAACGAUAUCUCUACAAAGAUAUGGCCAGUACUUGUAUGAUGGAUUGAUUUUGUUUUCUCCCACAACUGAGCGAUUCGGAGGGUCUUUGGAUUUGGCGGGUGUGUUGGAAUUUGUUGACUCGGGUCAUGACUUGAUAGUGGCGGCUGAUGCUACUGCGUCCGAUUUGAUCCGGAACACUGCCGCUGAGUGCGGUGUUGAUUUUGAUGAGGAUCCCUCUGCUAUGGUUAUUGAUCACUCUAGCUAUGCCAUAUCUGAAUCAGAGGGUGACCAUACAUUGAUUGCUUCUGAUGAUUUUAUUCAAUCCGAUGUUAUUUUGGGUGGUACAAAGAUUGAGGCCCCUGUACUUUUCAGAGGGAUUGGGCAUUCAUUGAAUGCCGCAAACAGUUUGGUUCUGAAGGUUCUUUCAGCUUCUCCUUCAGCAUAUUCUGCUAAUACGAAGUCUAAGUUGUCAAAUCCACCUUCCCUGUUGGGAUCUGCUAUCUCAUUGGUUUCAGUUGUGCAGGCCAGAAACAAUGCACGGAUUAUGAUCACUGGCUCUUUAAGCAUGUUCAGUAAUAGAUUGUUGAAAGCAGGUGUGCAGAAGGCUGGGAGCUCAGAUAAAUAUGGGAAAUCGGGUAACGAACAGUUUGUGACUGAACUUAGCAAAUGGGUCUUCCAUGAACGAGGGCAUCUAAAGGCUGUCAAUGUUGGACACCACAAAGUUGGUGAAACAGAUGAACCUGCAAUGUAUCGGAUCAAUGAUGACUUGGAAUACUCUGUUGAGAUGUAUGAGUGGUCUGGAAAAAGUUGGGAACCAUAUGUUGCCAAUGAUGUUCAAGUGCAGUUCUUUUUGAUGAGCCCCUAUGUGUUGAAAACCUUGUCAACUGAUCAGAAGGGUCUUUAUUAUACAUCAUUUAAGGUGCCCGAUGUUUAUGGGGUUUUCCAGUUCAAGGUUGAGUAUCAGAAACUUGGAUAUACUGGCUUAUCACUUUCGAAACAGAUUCCUGUUCGGCCUUUCAGACACAACGAAUAUGAAAGAUUUAUAACAACAGCUUUUCCCUAUUACGGAGCUUCCUUUUCUACGAUGGCUGGAUUCUUUAUCUUCAGCAUUUUAUACCUCUACCACAAGUAAAACCCUUUAUUUGGAUGGAACAUUGUGUCGAGAGACAAGUCUAACAUCCUUAUGUUCCUUUUGUCUUCUUUUCCUUUUUCUUUUUGCUAAGAAAAUUUGAGGGAUUUUCCACCUUUUCCUCCCACCUUAAAAGAUGUUUUUUAGAAUGCUUGUAGUCAGAAUAAUUUGAUUGUCUCAAUUCUCUCCCAACAUCUAAUUCGUAAC
Molecule: messenger RNA, 1586 nt
Organism: Ilex paraguariensis (yerba mate)
Lineage: Eukaryota; Viridiplantae; Streptophyta; Magnoliopsida; Aquifoliales; Aquifoliaceae
Source: the annotation of a GenBank genome assembly